Populus nigra (black poplar) is the source of this 3107-nucleotide messenger RNA. Its product is annotated as NF-X1-type zinc finger protein NFXL2. Gene Ontology annotation, biological process: regulation of DNA-templated transcription. Gene Ontology annotation, cellular component: nucleus. The transcript is spliced from 13 exons. NCBI's taxonomy places the organism in Eukaryota, Viridiplantae, Streptophyta, Magnoliopsida, Malpighiales, Salicaceae. The coding region runs from base 65 to 2731 and encodes 888 amino acids. Gene Ontology annotation, molecular function: zinc ion binding; RNA polymerase II transcription regulatory region sequence-specific DNA binding; DNA-binding transcription factor activity, RNA polymerase II-specific. The record is from RefSeq and is a predicted model, not a curated record.
ACCCGCCCUCAAUUUGUUCUUCCAUCUCCAGCCAAAUCAAACCCACCACCCCCGAAAUCGGAAGAUGUCCUCCGUGCUUGGCUACCACCAUCACCACCACCUACAACAACAACAACAACAACAACAACAGAAACCAUUCUCCGACUCCGACUCCGACUCCGACUCCGACACCACCAACAGCCAAAACCAACACUCCGCAGAUCUCACAAACUCAAUCUUCAAAUCCUACUUCGAACACGCCAACCACCAAUCCUUACAACCAACGCAACACGACCUAACCAAAAUCAAAUCCUUCCUAACCUCCUCCUCCUCCGGCGCUCUAUCAUGUCUCAUCUGUCUCGAACGCAUCAAAACCUCCGAUCCGACCUGGUCUUGCACUUCUCUCUGCUACGCCGUUUUCCACCUUAUCUGUAUCCAAUCCUGGGCUCGCCAAGCCUCCGAUCUCUCCGCUCUUCGGGCCUCCACGCGCCUCCCUAUCUCCUCUGAUAAAGCCGCUGAAUCCUCCACCUGGAAUUGCCCUAAAUGCCGCUCUGAUUAUUCUAGAUCUAAAAUCCCCAGAAAUUACCUCUGUUUCUGUGGCAAAGUCGAAAAUCCACCAAAUGAUCCUUGGAUUUUACCCCAUUCUUGCGGUGAAAUCUGUAACCGUCAGUUGAAGAAUAACUGCGGUCAUUGCUGUUUGUUACUUUGCCAUCCCGGUCCCUGCCCAUCUUGCCCGAAACUUGUCAAAGCGACAUGUUUUUGCGGCAAAACGACGGAUGUUAAGCGUUGCGGUUACAAAUUAUUUUCUUGUAACAAUAUUUGUAAUAAAUCAUUAGAUUGCGGGAUUCAUAGCUGUAAACAAAUUUGUCACGAUGGACCCUGCCCGCCGUGUAAUGCCCGCGGGGUUUAUAAAUGUUCAUGUGGAAGGAAAGUUGAGGAGAGGGAGUGUUGUGAGAGAGAAUUUAGAUGUGAGAAUCCUUGUGAGAAAUUGUUAGCCUGCGGAAAACAUGUGUGUGAGAGGGGGUGCCAUUUUGGGGAGUGUGGAGAUUGUCCUCUUCAAGGGAAGAGAGCAUGUCCAUGCGGGAAGAGACUCUAUGAAGGAAUGGCUUGUGAUAUUGUUGUGCCGCUUUGUGGUGGUACCUGUGAUAAAAUGUUGAGUUGUGGUUUCCAUAGGUGCCACGAGAGAUGUCAUCGAGGGCCUUGCAUUGAGACUUGUCGAAUUGUUGUCACCAAGUUGUGUAGGUGUGGGGGGAUGAAGAAAGAGGUUCCUUGCUAUCAAGAUUUGGCGUGUGAGAGGAAGUGUCAAAGAAUGAGAGAUUGUGGACGACAUGCUUGUAAACGUCGCUGCUGUGAUGGGGACUGUCCGCCAUGUGGAGAGAUUUGCGGCAAGAGGCUUCGGUGUAAGAAUCACAAGUGUCCUGCCCCGUGUCAUCGAGGUGCCUGUUCUCCUUGUCCUGUAAUGUUUACAAUUUCAUGUGCUUGUGGAGAGACUCAUUUUGAGGUUCCCUGUGGCACUGAGAAAGACCAAAAGCCUCCAAAAUGUCGUAAAUCAUGUGGAAUAUCUCCUUUAUGCCGACAUGGAUCAGAUUCUAAGCCACACAAAUGCCAUUAUGGGGCAUGCCCUCCUUGUCGAUUGCUUUGUGAUGAAGAAUACCCAUGCAGCCAUAAGUGCAAAUUAAGGUGCCACGGCCCCAGACCACCUCCUAAUCCAGAUUUCACAUUGAGGCCAAAGAAAAAGAAACCAAAUCAUCAGAGUGAAAGUACACCAGGAACCCCAUGCCCUCCUUGCCCUGAACUUGUUUGGAGGCCAUGUCUUGGCCAGCACAUUGGAGCAGAGAGAAUGAUGGUCUGCUCAAACAGAACCCAAUUUUCCUGUGAAAAUCUGUGUGGGAGCCCUCUUUCCUGUGGCAAUCAUUAUUGUACAAAAACUUGCCAUGCACUGAAGAGCCAGUCUUCAACUUCAUUGGUUCAAUAUAAAAGAAGCGAUUCUUGUGAAGAGUGUCAUCUUCCUUGUGAAAAGGAACGGAAACCUGCUUGUCGACAUUCUUGCCCUCUACCAUGUCAUCCUGGGGACUGCCCUCCUUGCAAAGUUCUUGUGAAACGAUCUUGUUAUUGUGGUUCUAUGGUCCAUGUUUUUGAGUGCAUAUAUUACAAUAACUUGUCAGAAAAGGAGCAAAUGGCUGCUCGUUCAUGUGGUGGAUCUUGCCAUAGGAAAUUGCCUAAUUGUACACAUUUAUGUCCCAAGACAUGUCAUCCAGGUCAAUGCCCAUCACCUGAGAAGUGCGCCAAAAAGGUCACUGUUCGUUGUCAAUGCCAAACCUUGAAAAAGGAGAUGCCAUGUCAAGAGGUUCAAGAAGCCUAUCACAAAGCAGGUUCCGAUCCCAAAGAUAUAUCUAAAAGUCAUUUUGGACUUGGACUUCUUCCUUGCAAUUCUGGUUGCAAGAGUAAAGCACAGGUUGUGGAUCAGGAAUUGCAUUUGCGUAAAUCCAAAGACCUGGAGGAGAAGGUUCCAGCCACUGAAAUUCAUCCACCGAAGCGACGAAAACGGCGUGAACAUUUACAAGAAACAAAGAAGACCUCACAACUGCAGAAAAUUGCUGCCACCAUGAAGUGGCUUCUUGUAAUAGUCACCCUUGUGGUGACUCUGGUGGCAGCUGCAUAUUUCGGUUACAAAGGUCUCAUGUGGCUCUCCGAUUGGAUGAAUGAAGUUGAAGAGCAACAAAGACACAGAAGAAGACAUCCACGAAUCUAACCAUUGGCAACGCUGUCAAUUGAGAGUCUUGAUCGAGUUACAUUGCUUGAACCCUGAUAGGCAUUUACUGGUUUUACCGAAGUUCUUUUUUUUUAUUUCUUACAAUAAAAUAAUUGUUGUCUAGUAAACUUGCUGGGGAUUUUGUUCGUGUGGUAGUCUUCUGCCUGACAUACCAAAGCGGUGGGGCAUCACCUGAUUUGGGCAGACAACGUGAUUUUUUAGGCAUGUAUUUGGGAUGUGGAUGCAGGAAUGGAAAAUAUCACUUUGACUAACGCAGCAAGACAUGAUUCUGAUAUGACUGUAUGAACAUGAUGAGAUGGACUGUAUAUGAUUUGCCCAGAUUAGGCCGAUUACAUGGACUGAAUGAUUUAAUUGA